Cotesia glomerata is the source of this 3430-nucleotide messenger RNA. It is a transcript of the gene pdm3, whose product is annotated as POU domain, class 6, transcription factor 2. Gene Ontology annotation, biological process: regulation of transcription by RNA polymerase II. Bases 406 to 2703 code for a protein of 765 amino acids. The record is from RefSeq and is a predicted model, not a curated record. Gene Ontology annotation, molecular function: RNA polymerase II cis-regulatory region sequence-specific DNA binding; DNA-binding transcription factor activity, RNA polymerase II-specific. NCBI's taxonomy places the organism in Eukaryota, Metazoa, Arthropoda, Insecta, Hymenoptera, Braconidae. The transcript is spliced from 13 exons.
AAUUCGUGAAAAUUUUGUGUUGUGAUUAAUUUUAUUUAUAAUUAAUGAUAAGGACUGAUUAAUUUUUUGAACACUUAAAAUAAUAAUUGAAAUUAAGUGCGCUGAUUAAUUUUAUUUAUAAAUUAAUUCAUUGAAUAAAAUUGUGUGAAAGUGACUUUAAAUUGGCAAAUUAAUUCAAAAGACGGUGGAUUAAUUUGUGGGAUUAAUUUUGAAUUGUGGGAUUAAUUUUGAUUUGUGGGAUUAAUUUUGAAUUGUGGGAUUAAUUUUGAUUUACAAGCUCUGAUGAGCUGAAGCAAGGUGGAGGUUUGUUGGAAAAAAUUUUUAAAAACGGAGCCCGUUAAACAGGACCGAGGGUUCUCCUAUUGGAGCGAUGACGUGACUAGUGAAACGUGCAGAAAUUUGUUUAUGUUUGGAACGUACAGUAAUAAUCAUAUUGUUGAGGGUAGUAAUAGUAGUAAUAAUAAUAAUAAUAAUAAUCUUGAUAGGGUUAAUAAUAAUAGUACUGUUACGGAUAGUGGUAAUAUUGUAGAUAGUGAGGGUAAUUUAGAUAGAGGAUCUGAUGCUGGGGGGCCCAACGACGGAACAAGAGAACCACACAUCGAGGACACCAAGAAAUUACUAGGCAUUCAAACAGACCUCGAGUCAUCGGGAUGCUCGGCUGACAUGGCAGAGGGCUCUGCUGAAGAAGAACAAAGCAGUACCGCCGCUCCGGCUUCGCCUCCCGCGGAUUUGCGUACGAUAACCACCCACUUGUCGCCCUCGCCGUACCGCAGAUUGCAGCCGCCCCAACCCCAGCAGACUCACCACCGCCCUUAUUCCAACAUGUUGGCCACUGCAGCCCCCAUGAGACAUAACUACAACAUGCUGUCCCACGUGAAGACCGAAUCUGCUGAUAUCGAGCCGCCCUGCGACGUUCCGCUGAAUCUCAAGAGCGAGGAAAGCGACCGCAGCAGCACUGGAAGUCCUGAACCAGCAUCCGGAGUCCUUCAUGAGCACCACAUGCUCAUGGAGGGGCUCAAAAACUCUCGGAAGAGGCGACGUAGCACCUCCCCCGAGAAUAUGACCCAUUCCAAGUUUCCGAGAUCGGACUCGCAUUUAAAUGGAACUAUGGCAGGUAUGGUGACGCUCCAAAACUUGCAAAACCUAGCAAACUUGCAGCAAAACCUCCCUCAAGUGACAUCUUUAGCAGCAGGACUCCAAGCUGGAAUGUCCAGCGGACUAUCAAACAAUCAAAUGAUCAACACGCCGCUGAAUUUAACAGUCAGCGCAUCGGGAGGAACAGCACCCACUCCAUCAAGCACGACGUCAUCGCCCCACCUCUUACCCUCAAGCUCAGCCCCGAUGGCCACACUACCCCAAUUACUGUCGCAGCAUCAGCCAGUGUCAAUGCCUCAAUUUAUUUUAACCUCAGGUCAACUGGUCCAGGGGAUCCAGGGCGCUCAGCUAUUCAUUCCGACCUCCCAAGGGCUAGUCACGCAGACGAUAUUGACCAUCCCUGUUAACCACGUGACGAAUAAUCAGAUGGUUAAUUUGGCUCUCAGCAAUGGUCAAGUUGUCUCUACUACCCUUGCUAAUCUUCAAUCAAUAGCCCAACCGCAGAACCUCAUGAACACCCCAGCGAGUAAUGUGCCAACGAGUCAAAGCCUGGCAUCGGGAUUGGGUCUGAAUCCGGCGUCACUGCCGCACUUGCUAGGCAAUAAUUCAGCAAGUCAACAGUUACUCAAUGCGAUGCAACCGCAACAGCUUCUUCAAGCAGCACAAGCGGCUCAAGCCCAAGCUCAAGCUGCCCAGGCAGCCCAAGCUGCUCAAGCAUCGCAACAACCUCUGCUUGCUACGUCGCCGCAACACCAGCACACCCAUCGGCAUACCUCGCACCUCAACCACUACCAGCAGCAACCCUCUGAUAAACAUCAUCGGGAGAGGCUGGAACAGUCGUCGCCCUUGAAUAAUCCAGCGGUUUCUGCAGCUUCCGCGCUUAAUAGACUGGCUGCUACUAAUGGGGAAAUCACUAUUACUACCACCCAUGGGCCAGGUAAUCCUGGGAUGAAAUUAUCACCUGGAAGCAGGCUUAGUCCUAAGGAAGAUGAUGAUGAUUUGCUCAGUGAUUCUCCAAAUCAACCGACAAUCAAUGAAGCUACGAAUAACGUUGUGGAUGGAAUCAAUUUAGACGAGAUUAAGGAGUUUGCAAAGGCAUUUAAACUUCGGCGAUUGUCUCUGGGAUUGACGCAAACUCAAGUUGGACAAGCGCUGAGCAUAACCGAAGGACCGGCGUACAGCCAGAGCGCAAUAUGCAGUGCCCUGGCUACCCAGAUGUACGCUGCCUCGCAGAUUGCCUCUCAGCAGCAAGCUAUGUUCGAAAAAUUGGACAUCACGCCGAAGAGCGCGCAGAAAAUUAAGCCGGUGUUGGCGAGGUGGAUGAAAGAAGCUGAAGAGAGUGUUUAUGAUUAUAGGUAUAAAAGCGGUGCCAAUAAUCUUACGGAAUUUAUUGGAGUGGAGCCAAGCAAAAAACGAAAACGACGGACAUCGUUUACUCCUCAGGCUUUGGAACUUCUCAAUGCACAUUUUGAUAAAAAUACACAUCCUACUGGUAACGAAAUAACAACCCUAGCGCAACAAUUAGGCUACGAAAGAGAAGUAAUAAGAAUUUGGUUCUGCAACAAGCGGCAGGCUCUAAAGAAUACCGUGAGGAUGAUGUCUAAAUAAAUAAAUACCAACAAAAAUGACUAUAAAGACUGCAAAAAAAAUAAUGAAUAAAUAAGAAUAAUUACAAUAAAUCUUCUCCCGACCGCAAAACAAAUUUAAAAUAAAAUCUUUGACAACUAAUGAAGAUAAAAUAAUAAAAAUGGUGAAUUAAAUGCGUGGGACAAUUGACAAUUAACAUUAAUUGUUAAUGAAUAAUUAUUAAAAAUAUCGGGACUCAUCACGCCGAGGCUGUGGCAUGUCAGAUGUCAGCAAUCUUAACGUUUUUUAGUUUCAACGUUUUGAACUUGACUUCUUUGCGUCUAAGUAUUUGCCUAUGCUGAACAAAUAAAUAAUCAUAAUUACUAUUAAUUAUAAAUUAUGACACGAUUAUUAUUAAAUUAAAUAUUGCAUAAUUAUAAUUAUUAUAAUAAUAAUAAUCAUAAAAUAAAAAUCACAAACAACUGUAUUGACUUUUGACAGCAAUUGUGAUUAUCAAACGUAUACGCGUGUAUUAUGUGUAAAUAGUUAAUGACUUACGACUUGUGAUUCGUAUGAGUAGAGCUAGAAAUUAAUUAUGUUUACGAUUAAAUAAAAUUAUUAAAUAAUAUUAAAUUUAAUGAUGAUGCAGAUGACAAGUAUUUAUUGACAACUUGUUGCUUCGGUGAUACCAAAUGACGGAUUGCGUUUUUAUUUAUUUUUUUAGUAGGAAAUGUUUUUUUUUUUUAAGGAAAAUUAAUUAAUCGUUUGA